UUUUUCAUUGUUCCUCAGAUCGCGCAAUAAACGAGGGGCGCUAUAAUGAGCCAACUAAUCUCGAGACGGAUUAAAUUGACCGAUCGAGAGUGUAUUCGCGCAUCAUGUGCCUGUGUGUGUGUGUGUGUGUGUGUGUGCGUGCACAAGCUAUUAUUAUUCCGAUAAGAAAGCUGUAUACUCGGCAAGAGGCCGAUAACAAUCGCGGAGCUACAACGAGUCCAAGAUAAAAGAGAAUUUGUGCGGUGGAUUUGAUUCAAUUGAAUUGCCGAAAUAAUACUAUAUACGUAUAAUCAAGACCAAGUAUCGUUAAAGGAAUCCGGUGAGAUGUCGCGGGUGGUGCGCGGCACCGAAUCGAACUACUAGAAGCAUCAUAUAAUGCGAUAAGUACCGACGGCGCAAAGCUCGAUGGCUCUCUUUCUUUAUCGCAAUAAUAAGUAGUAUAUGCGUAUAUACACACGUACACAAAGCACAAGAGAGCGCCCAGUAGAGACAGUAGCCAUCAGAGAGAGAGAGAGAGCAAGAGAGAUGGAGCAUUAAGUAGAUGUUGUUCGCCGUCGUCGUUAUCGCGCGCGGACCGCUGCCUGCUGUAGUGAAAACGUAGACGUCAGUAGGAGCCCGGAGUGUGUGUACUGUGUACAUUGCAAGUGCCUGUGUGCAGUGUGCUGCUGCUGCCCUGCUGUGAUUUCGAAUGUACGCGCAGCGAUCUCCGCCGCGGAGGAAGAAGCCUCGUAUGCGCUCUAAGCUGCUGCUGCAGCCGCGGACUCGGUAAUUUCGUUAAUCGCACAUGCGGCGGUCUCCGGAUAACGAUAAGCGAGAAGAAGAGAAGCGACAUCAACUCAUCGGCUGCCGACCGUCGUUGUCGUCGUCGCCGCCGUGGUCCCUGUAGGAUAUCUCGUCGCGUCCGAAGAGGCAUAAGAAAGAGAGCAUGUUCAAGAGGGAGCGAGCCGCCCCCAGGUAUAAUCGGCCCAUCUCGAGACCACUGCUGCUGCUACUACUACUACUACUACCGUCGGCGCAGCUACCGCUGCAGCUUCCUCUUUUCAUUCUUCUCUAAUAUAGCCCCCUCGCUCUCCCACGCUGCUGCUGUGUGUGUGUGCGUGUGUGCGUGUGUGCUGCUCUGCCGCCGCUUCUCUGUAUACUGUACUCGCAUAUAUAUAUAUAGGUACUCUAAAAAACGCGCCGCGCGAGAGGGAGCGAGAGCAAGAGAGUUGUUUGCGUGUCGUCGAGUUCCCUCCUUGUGAACUGCACACUGCGUGUGUAUCCGUUUAACUCUCAGUCGGACUCUCUCUCUCUCUCUCUCUCUGUGUCUGCGUGCGCUGUGUGCUGAGAGUGCGCAUUCGCUCUGGUGCUGGUGCGUAUAGCUAACUAGGGAAGAGGGAACGUCGCCGGCGACGAGAGGACGCGCGCGACGAUGCGCCCGGAGGCCCGUUCGCUGCUGCAGAGCCAUUGACAGCAGCUAUAUCUGAGCGGAUGAUGCGAACCAUCGAAUCUUCCACUGUGACGGCCUGCUGCAGCUAUCAUGUAUUUCGAGGAUCCCCUCCAAGAGCGUCAAGUAACAAGCAUGAACAAGUCUGUAGAAAAUUUAUUGAUAUCCAGCCACGAAGUAAUCAGUAGCAUUAAUUCUUCGUCGCUGGCCAGCCAGAGUUCAUCCAAUAACCUGGCCAAUGGCUCUUACAGCGACUCCAUGCAGGAUGCUAACUCAGGCGGGGACAACGAAAGAUCAAGUCCCAUCCCAAGUCCAAAUCUCUCUCCCAAGCCAAGUCCGCAAUUUUGCAGCAGAAAAGAUCACAAGGAUCACAAGGAUCACAAGGAUCACAAGGAUCACAAGGACAAGUCCCACAAAGAGGACAAAUCUCACAAGGAGGACAAGUCCCAUAAAGAUGAUAAGUCCCAUAAAGAUGAUAAAGACCACAAAGAUCACAAAGAGCACAAGUCUCACAAGGAUGAUAAAGAUCACAAGGAUCACAAGUCUCAUAAAGAUGAUAAAGAUCACUCUUCCAAAGCUAGUUCAGAUAACCAGAAGGAUUCCUAUAAUUUGUGCAAACUGAGUGACCAGCAAAUUCAGGAAAUCACAAGCCGUUCUUCAGAUUCAGCGGAAGUUAGUAAACAUUCUGCUCCUGAUGGAAGAAAAGAAGCAAGGGGUAGUGAUCGUAGUAAGAAAAAAUCUUGGUAUUCCAAUAUACUUUAUCCAACAUAUAAAUCACGGUCUGAUAAUUUCAAAAGAAUCUUCAAAGAUGUGCCAGAUGAAGAGAGACUUGUUGUUGAUUAUUCAUGUGCUUUGCAAAGAGAAAUUCUAGUACAUGGAAGACUAUACGUUUCUCAAAACUAUGUAUGUUUCUAUGCUAAUAUUUUCAUGUGGGAAACACUUGUUUCACUACGCUGGAAAGAUGUAACGUCAAUUACCAAAGAAAAAACAGCCCUCGUUAUUCCAAAUGCUAUAUUAAUUUCUACUGCCACAGACAAAUUUUUUCUCACAUCUUUUGGUUCAAGGGACAAAACGUUUAUGAUGUUAUUUAAAGUUUGGCAAAAUGCUCUAAUGGGCCAGUCAAUGAGUAUGACUGAAAUGUGGCAGCUAGUCCACGAUUGUUAUGGGGAAGAGUUGGGUUUGACAUCCGAUGAUGAAGACUAUGUUUCACGUUCUCUAACAGUUCCAGAAGAGAAGCUAUCUACACGUUUAUCAUUGGACUCAUUUUCAGAGGGAGAUAUUAAAGUUGAAAAUCCUGUGUCAUCUGAUGCGCUUGCUGAAUCCCCACUAACACAAUCAUCUCCGUUGCAUUCAGUUGCUGGUACAAGACCAGAAGGUUCCAACGAUCCAACAGAUCUUAGCUAUUCCAGUGAAAGUGAAGCAGAAAAAGAACCAUUGGUUCGAAUAGGUUUGAGAAGUACAGCAGUAUGUACUGGAUCGCACGAUGGGCGACCAUUGAUAAAAGCUACUUUGCCAAUACAUAUAGAUCGAUUGUUUACACUUCUUUUUACAAAUUCCAAGUUCUUCCUAGAUUUUCAUACUGCUCGUAAAACAACAGAUUUGAUUCAACCUGCUUGGACAGAAGACAGUACAACAGGACAAAAGUUGCGAACAGUUUCUUUGACUGUUUCACUAACUCAAGCGGUUGGUCCCAAAUCUUCACAAGUUACAGAAACACAGGUAAUGCUUCCAUGUAGUACACCAGGUCACCUUUACUGCCUUGAUGUAGAAACUACAAAUUGUGGAAUACCAUACGCUGAUUCAUUCAGUGUUUUUUCACAUUAUUGUUUGACAAGCGUUUCUGAGAAUGAGUCAACUUUUGCAGUUUUUUCUGAAAUAAGGUACAAGAAAAAUGUGUGGGGUAUUGUUAAAAGCUUUAUAGAAAAAAAUUGUUGGGCCAGUAUGGAAGAAUAUUUCAAUAGUUUAAUAAAAGCCUUAGCAGUCGAGUGCGAAGAGAGUGGUGCAGGUGCAGGAGGUCUAAAAAGAAAAACCAGGCGCCGCAGACGCGUCACGGCUACUGGUGUUACCAUACAGACUCAUUCCCCUGACCACACAGCCUUUAAUCAUCAGUCGCCUGUUGUGGAGCUGCCUCAUAGAAGUACUGUUAAUGCUACAGAUUUACGAGGCGAAAGCAGUGCUAUGAUAACUUGGAUACUACUAGUAGCAGUACUAGGUUUAAUGAUCAUUAAUGGUCUACUCUAUUACAAAUUGUGGAGUUUAGAAGAAGCUGCCACUUAUACAAUAAUGGAUUUACAUGUUUUAAAGAAUACACCGAAAACUGAAGAAGAUUGGAUCAAUUUACUUCAACAGCAAGAAAGCUUACAUAAUGUAGAAAUUAAAAAGUGGCAAAGGGUAUUGAGUACAGCUGCACAACUACUUAGACAGACCGAAGAAUCAUUGACGCAACUACAGAUGAGUAUUCAUCCAACAACGACUGAAAAAAUGUUCUCAGUAUUAAAACCAGGAUUGAAAACUCAUAAUUCGCAAAAUGAACAGCGUCGUGAUCAAGAACUGUGAAUGAGCUUUUACGAGCUUUCAUGAUAAUGAAUAUUUUUAAAACCUGCUCAAGGCUGUGUUUCCUAUACAUUUGAAUUAUCAAAAUUUGUUUUCUCAUUUCCUUUAAUAGACAGUGCAAUAGAUCGUUUCACGAGUCAAGAUAAAAUUCCAAAAAUAUGUUAAUAGGUUCAAGAGCCUUGAAAUAUUGUUACAUUGAUUACUUAAUUUCUUAACUUCAAUAAGAAUGAUCUAGUGUAUCGAAAAUUCGUUUUCGAAUUUUACAAAAGUUUUUAUUAUAUUUUUGUAGCAUAAAAGUUUUAUUGUAAAAUAUUGAAAUUUUAUCAUUCUGAAGUAAGUCACUAGAAAAUGUAUUAGUUUCAUUUUUUUUUCUAGGAUUUGUAUAAUCAAAUUUCAUAAAUUUUUUAUCUUUAUUAUCUAUGAUUAGCAUUAUCAAAACUUAUUUUAAAACUAGGUCAAAAAACAAAAAUAUAAAAAUAAGGUUUUGCUUUAUAAUAAAAAAAUUAUUGAUAUAAUAUGUGAUUAUUAUGUAUAGUUAAGAAUUUUCACUUAUAUUAGAUAUUUCUUUUUGAAAGUAAGAAAUAAAUUAAAAUAUUGAGUUUUAGAAUAUGGCUUCACUCUUGUGGUAGCGAACGAGCUUUUUACUACGAUAUAUUAUUAUUUUCCAAUCUGUUGUAGAAAAAUGAACACAUAAGGCGAUUGUAAAGAAUUAAUUUUAAUGUUAUCGCACAUUUACCUACUGUUAUUAAGUCUUGUGAAUAUUAAUUUAUUAGGAAUUUACUAUUAGGGUGUUAAAGUUGCCGUGUAUAAUGUUUAAUAGAAAGUUAAAGUAUUGUAGGAUAAUAAAUACGCGUACAUGUUACAUACUCGACGGUCUCAAAUUGUGGCCAAUUGAUUUAGAUACAUUGUAACUGAGUUUAUACUGGGAUUUCCAGUUUAGAAAUAUUUUUUUGAACUUUAAUAAAAUACAAAUUUUA
Messenger RNA from Nasonia vitripennis (jewel wasp), 4956 nucleotides. RefSeq names its product protein Aster-B. Gene Ontology annotation, cellular component: plasma membrane; endoplasmic reticulum-plasma membrane contact site; endoplasmic reticulum membrane. The record is from RefSeq and is a predicted model, not a curated record. The coding region runs from base 1520 to 3982 and encodes 820 amino acids. The transcript is spliced from 13 exons. Lineage: Eukaryota; Metazoa; Arthropoda; Insecta; Hymenoptera; Pteromalidae. Gene Ontology annotation, molecular function: sterol binding; sterol transfer activity. Gene Ontology annotation, biological process: intracellular sterol transport.